AUGAUGCCCCACGAUAAACUUCCCACUCCUAGCCCGGAUCCCGAGUUUGGAACUUCACAAGAGAACCGUUGCGCACCAGAAAUCAAUGAUCAUCACCCUUUGCACAGCUACUUUCAUGGGGUUCAAGUUGCGGAGCGCUUCGCAGAUAUGGCGUAUCUCUCCAACGUCGCUUCUGUUCUGAGAGAUAGGAUACCCUGCGGUACUCAUACGAAGGGAUACAUCCAUUACCCUGAUUCAUUUACCGGCAGAGACGUCAUGACAGCCAUCCAAUCGUUCAUACCUCGACAUCUGUGCAACGCACCCAACCUUGCAGCACUCCAAAUCUCGCAAAGCUUAUACUCCCAAACCCUCUUCCGCAACUUGGAAUGGGACAACCCACUCUUUCAAGAUUCGACACAAGAACUGUACGCCUUCCUCCCUGAAUAUCGGCCAUACGGAAAGAAGUUGGAGUCGAAGCACUUGCAAAGGCCUUCUGGGGUAAUCACGAUACUCACUCGAUGCUACUUCCCCAGCUGCGAAGCGGAAGGAAGGUGUUACGCACCUCGAUGUCCUAGGAAGGACCUUGCACAGCUGUCUAAUGAUUCAGCCGAGUCUGAUGCGGUGGAGCCGGAGGAGUUGGAGGAUAUCAUACCGGAUGAUGUCUUGAGAUCGUUGUCGGAAAAUGAGCUUAAUCGUCGACGGAUAAUACACAAGCUGAUCAAGAAUGAAGAACGAUAUGUCCGCGACCUGGAUAUUUUAUCAUCCGCUUUUCUCAGCCUGCUUUACGAGGCAUUCAUGUUGCCUGUCGACAAGAGUUUACUCGACCAUAUCGUCUCACUGGGUAACUUUCAUCGUCGGCUGUUAUCAGCCCUCUAUGCGCGACGACGAGAAGACAAUUCAAACUUGCAAUCAAUUGGGGACAUACUCCUGGAGGCAUCCUGCGACUUUAGGAGUGUCUAUGCGGCGUAUCUCGGUUUUCUCCCUUCAGCAGAGGAGCAAGCGAUACAUGAAAUGGAGAACCCCGACUUUAGAUUCUUCAUCGAGUUAUGUGACCGCACGAUUUCAAAACGACUGCCCCUUCGUCUCUCUUUCCACCAAUACCUCCGCAGACCAAUGGACCACCUCGAGACGUACUGUCUUUAUUUGGACGCACUACUAUCCUUACCUCCAAAUCCAGAUGGCACGGACCUCCGCUUGCGGGAAGCCCAAACCUCUCUGAGCACCGCCCUGGAUACUGCGAUGGUUUGUUACUUUCAAGCCAGCGGGUUUCCUUCAAGGGGCAGGUACCUCUGGGAUUGGGAUGCACUCGUUUCACAAAGUGUCAAGGAGGGGAUUGGAAAAAGGGAGAGGCUUCGGCAGUGUAUCAUAUUUGAGCUUAUCAAUUCCGAGAUGUACAUCGUCAAGGCGUUGGGUAAGAUUAAGAAUCUGUAUAUCACACCCCUGCGCACCGCGAACCCCCCGAUCAUCCCCCCGCUAUGCCUCGACCAGUUUAUUAAAGACGUAUUUGGGAACUAUGAGCAGGUUCUCCGCUACCACUCUAACAUUCUCUCUCAACUCCUCGAAGCUCAGAAGAGGGAACAUCCCCUCCUCGAUAUCUCCUCCAUCUCCGCUCCUUACCUCUCCCUCUCUGGGGCAUUUAGAGAAGCGUACAUGGAAUACAUACCCAAUCACAUCCAUGCGAAAUGGAAGAUUGAGCGUGAGAUGGAUGUGAACCCCAGUUUUAGGGCGUUCAUCGAGGACCGAACGAGACUUCUUGAUGCAGAUAGGCUUUGUAUGGGGUCUUUCUUGGGCCGCCCAAAUGGGCGGCUUAGAAAGCUAGGAAUGAUGUUUGGACGAUUCGAGGAGGAAACACGUGGAUUGGAGAUGGAGAGGGAGACAACUGGUUCAGAUGAGGUCUCUGAGGGCGUGACAGACCUGCGGAAGGUCCUUGAGAUUCUUCGGUCUGUUGGCAAGGAGAUUGAGCCUCUCGUUCAGGCUGCAAAGGAGAAGGUAGAGUUGGAGAGGUGUGAUGUGGGGUUGGUUUUCAGUAGGGAGGGGAGCGUCGAUUUCGAGUUGCUCAAUGGCAAACGACGCCUUCUGCACCAGGGGAAGCUUUUUCAUGCGCUUACGGAGUGGAGUAGGUGGAUGUAUCAUGUGGUUCUCUUUGACCAUUACCUGGUGAUGACAAGACCGAAAGUCAAAUACGGGGUGACGAAGUAUCUUGUCCAAUACCGGGUCCGUUUAUCUCUACCCCAUCUUCAUGUUGGGUUGCGUGGGUCUGAUAUUGAAGGGAAUGCAGCCGAUCCCACUGGACCUGCUCUCCGCCAGGAAUUUCAACCAUGCCCCCUUCUCAUGCAGAGAAAUGCACACCGCCAUUAUCCCACCUGGUGCAAGCUACCGCAAAUUAGUUUUACACAGGCUGUAACGACUACGGCACUCCCACCAGAUAUCAGCGAAGAUUCGCAUGUCCCCCCGGAUAUCAACCGAGAUUCACAUCUUGUAUACCCAUUCACGAUUCAAACACGCGGAAGCAGGGGUGGGAGUUGGAGGUUAUGUGCGGCGUCUUUGUAUGAGCGUGAGGAGUGGAAGAGGCAGUUGGAGGAGGCGGUAAAGCUGAGGAGAGUGCGACGGGAGGGGCGGGUGUUUGAGAUGAGGAUGAUGUUUGGCGGUGGGGCUGUCUUUGAGCACGGGCAAGGGCAGGGAAAAGGAGAGUUGGAUUGGGCAGGCCCGGGGAGGAUCAGCUGUUCCGCUCCUUUUGAUUGUUAUGGACAACAAUUCCUCGCUGUGGGAUGUGCGCAAGGCGUCUGGGUUGGCUCUCCUGAUGGUCUUUUCCCCAUGCGUCGUGUGCUAGAUGUGACGACGGUCAAGCAAUGUCAGGUUUUGCAAGACUUGGGUGUGUUCCUCGUGCUGGCGGAUAAGUCACUGCUUGCUUAUCGUCUUGAUGUUUUGGUUCAACCAUCCUCGCCAACGGCAUUGGCUCAAUCUCAUUCCUAUCCUCAGAAAGUCAGCUUGAGGGAGGUUCAAUGCUUUACUUCCAGGAUCCUUGAGGGCCGUAUCGUUGUGUAUGUGACUAAGAAAGGGAGAGAAAGUGUGGUUCAUGUGGUUGAGCCCGUUGUUGAUAGGAUCAACGAAACAUCCAAUGUUGUAACACCCAAGACUGCCACUGGAUUAUCGCGCAUUUUGGGAGUGGGACGAACCAAACCGUCACAGUGGUUCCGGAUUUGUAAAACCUUUUGUGGGCCUUUUGUUGCUCUCGAUAUACAGUUCCUUGGGCUCCAAGGAAAGAUUGCGAUUCGGUCGGAGAGGCAUUUCUACAUCUUGGACCUCACACAGUCACCGAAACCUGUUCUCAUGCCGCAACUCACGGAAGACCUCGCCUUGGCGAGGAGGUGUGCAUUGGCUCAACCGAUAGCCGUGUUCUUAUAUACAGAGGAUGAAUACCUCAUGUGCUUUGAUGAAUUUGGUAUAUUCCUCGACCAAGACGGGUGUCCAAGCCAACGCCGAGAGAGGAACAUCAUCGAAUGGGAAGGCGCCGCAAAGCGAGCGGUCCUGCUCCUGCCUUAUGUCAUCUUGUUUGAUAACACCUUCGUUGAGGUUCGGCAUUUGGAGACGGGAGGCUUGGUGCAGGUUCUUACUGGGGUUGGUAUCGAGUGUAUCUGGGCUGAGUCUGAUUUACCUGGGCGGGUGUCCGAAACAUGUAUCCAUUUGGCUAUCGAUGCUGAAUGGUCUAUGUUCGAAGACGUUCGCUUGGAGGGGAGGAUUGAGCAACGUAUCUAUGAGUUAUUGUGUAUACCUUAA
This is a messenger RNA of Laccaria bicolor S238N-H82, 3756 nucleotides long. RefSeq lists its product as uncharacterized. The record is from RefSeq and is a predicted model, not a curated record. Lineage: Eukaryota; Fungi; Basidiomycota; Agaricomycetes; Agaricales; Hydnangiaceae. Gene Ontology annotation, molecular function: guanyl-nucleotide exchange factor activity. The transcript is spliced from 15 exons. The coding region runs from base 1 to 3756 and encodes 1251 amino acids.